AGAUCAAGAACAAGCAGCAUUUUCGAAACCCGCCGACUUACAUCCCUCCACAGCAGCCAUGCGCCCCGUUCAGUACCUCGUUCCGCUCGCGGCCGCAGUCUGGGCGUCCGACUGCGACCCAUUCCCGGCGUCAAUGCUCGCCUUCUCCUCCGGUUUCAAGCAGCCAACGCCUCCCAUGGUGAAGCCCGAGUUCAACACCAGCUUCGUCCAGCACAAGUGGGACGAGACCGUGUCGCACAUCAUGACCGGGUACAUGCGCAACUCGCCCUCCGACAAGGCCGUCCGCGUGCACGAGGUGUUUGACGACGCCGUCGCCUCGUCGCUCUUUGACUUUUCCAACGUCACGGCCGACGGCCUCGUCGACAACACGCUGACCACGUGGCGCGACGACGCGACGCAGCCGGACGUGUGGCGCGACUACGUCAACACAAACUACCCGCUCUUCGCGGCGGACAUGCUCGUCAAGGCGGGCGCCGUGUUUGGCGGGCUCGUGGGACGGCGGUUCGUCGACGGGCGUGUGGCGGCUGUGAGUGCUUGGACCGGGCGCACGCACCUGAACGCGGUCUUGGGGUGGGGGCCACUGCUGACGACGCGAUUCUCUAGUGGAACAUGAUGUACCAGGGCGCGAUCCCGGUGACGGUGUACGUGAAUGAGUGCGGCGUGGUGGUUGGGUAUGACUACUUUUCGCCUGGCCGACGCACCAGGGUCGUCACCGAGUUUUUCAACAUUGGGACCUAAUGCGCGAAGCACUAUAUAGUAUGGCCUCCCCAUAUCGGGUGAUGAUGCGGCCAGACUCGUAGGUUCUGCAACGUCCAUACUCUAUAGCAUAUCGUUGGA
Messenger RNA from Purpureocillium takamizusanense, 837 nucleotides. RefSeq lists its product as uncharacterized. Bases 59 to 613 code for a protein of 184 amino acids. NCBI's taxonomy places the organism in Eukaryota, Fungi, Ascomycota, Sordariomycetes, Hypocreales, Ophiocordycipitaceae. The record is from RefSeq and is a predicted model, not a curated record. The transcript has 2 exons.